AUGGAAAAGAGCACAGUUUAUGAUUUUCUCUACAAAAGACUUCAGCAAGAUGCCGACAAAAAACCAAAGAGAAAACGGCUGACUCCAAAUGUUUAUAUGAUACCAGGACCACAAGAGCCUCUUCCUGGUCGUUCGCAUUUCGGAGAUUACUGGCCAGUUUUUCCAUUCCAUAAUCAAUUCUCUGGUGGCCUCGACUUGGAUCCUGCAAUCUCUCGAGAUUUGAAUAUCGCGGUACCGAUUCACGACACCACAACCAAAUUUGGCUAUUUGAACUACCCCGUCAACAUGUUGGAUUUAGAAAAAGAAGAUUUUGUGCGGCUCAUGAGCGACCCAUCGUUGGCGUACAACAGAAGUAGGUAA
This is a messenger RNA of Strongylus vulgaris, 360 nucleotides long. Lineage: Eukaryota; Metazoa; Nematoda; Chromadorea; Rhabditida; Strongylidae. The record is from the annotation of a GenBank genome assembly.